UUGUCCCCAACCUCCCCGGUUGCGCUCGACGACGCGUGCAACCGCGCUUCGCAGGAAGGCGCGUCUCAUCUCGCAGGAUGCGUGCGGCUGCGCGUGCCCUACUAUCCUCUUACUCAACUAUCCUCUUACUACUUACCAGUAGAUACUGAUAGUAGCCUGGUUACGUACACAUUAUGUACAGCGGCGGGUAGAGAGGGGUCCGCACACCUGGCCGCCGCAGCUGCGACGCGGAUCUCACGCGCAGCUUCCUUAGAGCGCAUGCGUGAGCACGCACACACAUAA
Molecule: messenger RNA, 282 nt
Organism: Danaus chrysippus (African queen)
Lineage: Eukaryota; Metazoa; Arthropoda; Insecta; Lepidoptera; Nymphalidae
Source: the annotation of a GenBank genome assembly